AUGCCUCUCAGUAAAGGCGCCAUUGCAACAUGGUCUGUGCUCAUCUAUUGGCAAGUGCAUGACACGUUAUCUUCAGUCACGCAAUGCCAGGGGGCAACCUACUCCAUUCAAAAUCGCGUCUUGACAGGUCACGCAUUUCGCACCAAGCCAUGUGCAACCAUGGAAUGUUGCGUGAUAUUCUGCGGCGAGGAUCCCAAUUGUAAAAGCAUAAACUAUUAUCGAAAAACAAAGACUUGUGAGUUGAAUAACGUCAGUGCUGUAGUGUCUCCUGAGAGUAUGGUGGACUUUGAAUUGUCAAUGUACAUGACCAAUGCCUUUUCACCCUGUCACCUUGACUUUGAAUGUGAAGGACAAAGGAGGAUAUGUCAGGUGAUGGAAGGCUGGAGCUACUGUAAAGGUAAUAUUGGGAUUUUGUUUUUAGUCUCUUGUUAUUUUGACAAUGGAUGUGAUGCACAGGAGCAAAUACAUAAGUAAAGCUAACAUCUUUUCAAAAAUUUCCUUUUAAAUUGGAAAUAUCGUGUAAAUUAACUAGCACAGGUCAGUACCAUAUUUGGAAGAUAAUCUCUAUUUUUAAAACAAUGCCUAGAAAUAGAAAUAGAAAAGUAUAUUUAAUUCAUUGGUGUCUAUAAAUUGUGCACGCAACUGAUUUGAAGCGCAAAUAUCGUAGGCAACAGCCCCAGUUGUUCAAUUUUGUGGUCUCGAAAAAUGGAAUGAGACAUGCAACCUGUUCUGGAAUGCCAUCAGAAAUGUCUGAACAUUUCAGGACCUAAAAAGAAAUCAGUUCCUUCUUAGCAAAUGUUAUUGUCGCUGCUGUUGGUAUUAUGGUGGUGGUGGUGGUGAUGGUGAAAAGGAAGGGGAGGGGAGGGGAUGGGAGGGGAUGGGAGGGGAGGGGAGGGGUAGAGAGUGGAGGAUCACCAGGAAUUGUUUGCUCCUCCAAAUGUAAAGAAUGAUUAGGACAUAUCGUUUGACUGAUUUUAAUUAUUGAAAGGAAGCUUUACAAAGAAUUUUUAUCUUCUCUUCUUUUGUAAGUAUGUAUGGAGGCCCUUGGCCUGGAAGAUAAAAUAAUCCCAGAUUCAUCUAUAACUGCUUCAUCGGGAGCACAACCCAGUCUCUUUCGUCUCAACUCACCUUCUGCUUGGGUUGCGGACCACAGUGACCCUGAGCCCUGGAUUCAAGUUGACCUCGGAAAGGACGCGGUGAUCAAGAAAAUCGCUACUCAGGGGAAGCUUGGUGCCUAUCAGUGGGUAAGGACUUAUACGCUUUCAUCACGUGCCAAUGGAGACACUGACUGGAUGACGUAUAAAGAGAACGAUGAUGUGAAGGUGAGUCAUUUGUCUGGCAUUUGAUAUAUCUAAUAAAUAUAUGUUAUUUGCCGGCUAAGGGUCGGUCCGUAUGGUGAAAAACUGUGACCGAGGUCUUGAAAAUACUGCCCGAGGCCGUAGGUAACAUAUUUAUUGUUUUUAAACUUGACGAAAUUCUUUCCGAAAGAACCCGAAUGACUUAUGGCCGUAAAUAUGGCAAGAUCUUCCAUAAACUGAACAAUUUUUGAGUGAGUAAAUGGUAGUUAAAAUAGAGGUGAUGCAAAUUUAAGAGAGAUGCCUCAGCGAAACAUUUUCAUUUCCGUAACGAUAAAGGUGAUUUAAAAGGCUUCCAAACAAACUUUGAAACAUUAUUUUUACAAGUAUCUGUCACAAUCUGACACCUGUCAAUUAGAGAGCGCGCAAGAAAAAAAAAAUCGUAGGAACAUUUGAAAACCAACAGAACUAGUUUGGCAAGGACUGUCACGACAAUGUUUUCUUAAAAAUCAGUUAAUGAUCUAACGGAAAGUAUUAUUUACUCUCAUCGACCAUUCAUUCAUGUACGAAGAUUUACCUCUGUUCAUUAAGUAAACGGCGAGGAAAGUAAUUGUGAGUAAAUUCAAUUUUUUAUUUUGAAGUUGUGGGAGUUUGCUCGUUUGUUUGCUGUAAUGGCGUGUUUAACUCUGAUCUUUCCUUCACAAAAACUAAAUUCGAACGGCACACUCCAACGAGACACAAGGGAAUUUAAUGCAGCCUUUUCUCAAUUCCUUCAAUUUCUGUUGUGCAAUUUAAGGUACAAAUGUCCAAAUUGAACGGAAUUGGAAAGACUCACCAGGAGCGUAUAUUUGUUGUAGAACUUAAAUUAAAACUUCGCUCGCUUUUUUUUUUACUAUGAACAAAUUGCUCGAGAAAAUUCAGGUAUUAAAUGAAUGAAAGUUCCAUCGUUCAGUUUAACUGUAACCAAAUACCUCACGUUUCCACUUUCUGGGUACUUUUUGUGUACGAUUAAAAUUAAUUGCAGACGGUUUUUAGGCCGCUUGUCAACCAACGUAAUGACACUAUUGUUUAUACAAAUUCAUUCUGAAACCAAUAUUUUUCUGUCAACCAAAGUGAUUUGAUAGAGAGAAAAGGGAGGAUUCAUAAGUUAUUUAUCGGCUUGAGGUAGUGACCGACGUGUUGGCUUAAAAAUACUGCCCAGCCGGAAAACGAGGUAUAUUUAUGAAAAAUGACGACGAAAGUUGGGAUGUACUCGGCGACUCACGAAAGCGUUACUGUGGCCCGUGGGCAGAGAUAGGAAAAUACUGACCGAGUAAAGAACCAAUCAGAUUGCAAGAUUCGUUACCAUGCCCUCUAAAAAAACAAUAAAAUCAAUUAUUUUGAAAAAUUAUCAUUAAAAGGUCACAUUUUUCUAUAUUCUGGACCCGAAGAGAAGACAUAAAAAUUGUCCGGCGGUGUUUGUGUAAUAAUAUUUAUUGCGCUUGUGAAGGAAUUUGAAGUCCUCUUUUUCUUUUUUCUCUGAUUUAAUUGAAUCGAUGAAUGAAUCAAUGAGUUUAUCGAGCGAUCUGAAAAUGAAACAUUUAUAGCUACAACCCUCGUCAAGUUUUGUUGAAACAUUCGGCUCUUCUUUCGAGGAUGAGCUUUUUUCAAGUGGUCCAAUUUCCUCGCUACACACUUUGGAAAGAGGUGAAGAGAGAAAUCUUUCAAUGAUUCCGAUGAGAACUCGGUAAAGUGAUACUUAUAAACAUCUAUAAUAUUUCCAGGUAUUUCAAGGUAACAAUGAUCAGACAACAGUAAUUUCCCAUGUGCUGCCACAGCACAUCAGGGCUCGUUUCGUCAGGUUCUGGCCUAAGACUUGGACCUAUAUAUACAGAGCCAUGAGGGCAGAGGUGUACGGCUGUUUCCUUCAGUAACUGCUUCGGUUCCAAUACGGUUAGAAAGGCAAAUUCGUAACUUUCAAUUGACCAGGAAAUGAAUUCAAACCACAAGUAGUUAGUACGUGCCGUUUUGUAAAGUAUUCAAGUAAUUAUAAGUAGGCAAGUGAGCUUAAUUAGCGAACUGCGAGUUUUGUUUUGUAAUGUAUUGUAAAUCAUAUUCUGUUUAGUAGUGUAAUGUAAGUAACACUACGCUUUAUGUCACCGUUAGUACGAGACUGUUAGUAUAAGGAAGAAAUAAGUACUGGUGAUUAAUCCAAUAAGCACAGUAAUGCAAUGAGUAGAGCGAUGUCGAGUAAUGUAAGUAGAGUAAUGAAAUGUAAGUUUAGUUCUGUACAAAUGUUUCUUCAAUAAAUGUUUAUUAAAUAAAAAAAAAUGUGUUGCCACAGCACAUCAGGGCCCGCUUUGUCAGGUCCUGGGUCUAUUGUCGGGUCUAUCAGUACAGAGCCAUUAGGGCAGAGUUGUGCGGCUGUUUCCUUCAAUAACUACUUCAGCCCCAGUUCGGUUGGAAUAGCAACUUUCAAACUUUAUCUUGACCUAGGUAUCAGACUCGUAAUAAUUAGAUUUGCAGUUGGAAGUCACAGAAUUUAGCUGUCGUAAUCGGUUUCAAAAGACUGCAGGUUCUUUACGAGGGUUAAACAAUUCACAAUUUGUACAAUUGGACAUAAACUUUUAUUAAUUUGUUACUAGGAUUAUUAUUUGUAAAGAUUUCUAGCAAAUAUGCUCCUGCUGAGAUUGUCAUUUAACUUAUAUACUUAAGGCAAAAAGGACUUGGGUAUUCAUGGUAAUUGCAAAACUAAGGCGUUGAAGCCAAGAUCAUAUAACUUGCAUGAACAAUCGAUCAUGGAUCAAUAAUUACGACAAGGGACAAGGACAAAGUUGUUUUGAUGCUGCUUGACAUAGUAAUUUCAACAAACGACUCAUAUGUUUAAAGAAUAUGCAAAAAAAUAUUGAACCCUGCGAUGAAACAAUCAUUCAUGGAUGACAAUUUUGCAGGUGCACGCAAUUGCAGUGUCCAAGCAGCAAUUCGGAAGUCAAAGUAAAGCGAUGGUGAACAGAUAUGCUAAGCAGGGUGUGGUUGGGAUAUAUAGCGAUGUUACUUAGAUGCAAUGAGGCAAGAUUUGUACGAUACUUCAGUAUGCAUACAAAUAUUUUAUAAAGAAAACUUACAUUAAGCAGAAACGAUAGUUUAUCUUUUAGAGGAGUGUUCAAUGGAUUAUACGGAAAUCUUUCCGCUUAUAAUCAUGUGAUUCCAAGAAGCAGAUUAAGCUGUCAACCCCACAAAAGUCUGCCAAAAUUUUGAUCCGCCAUGUUAAAAAAUCGGUCCGCCAUCUUUAAUAAGAUGCCUGCUCUUCCCAGUGUCUUCAGUUGCAAAUACCGGUACCUCGAAAUUUGAAUAUCAAAUACCUUUAUCACUCAUCCCACGAGUUAAAAAACGAUUACAAAUACUCCCACUCAAUUCAUAUGGCAUGUUGCGACGCACACACAAUCCGAUGUCGUAAUCAUUUUUUUUUAGCCUCCUACGGCAAGGAAAGAGUGGCGUGGAAAGUCUUCCUUGUCUUUUCCAGGUUUCAUUGCUUUUCGGAGAACUAAGUAAGUAUCCACGUUAUAAUUCGGCUUUAUCGUUCGUUAUUAUAAUUUAAGGUAAAUUAUUGAAAGAGGAAAUUGUCUUUGAAUGUCUGUGAAAUAGAGUGAAAAUAGAUGCGGAAUGUAUUUGUGUCAUAGGUUACUGGAUGAAGCUGUCAUGAAGGGACUUAUCAAAAACUAGAUUUUAUGGAAAUCACGUGUAGUUGCCAUUCGCGAUAAAAAUCAUAGUAUAUUCUUGAACUUAAAUCGAUGAAAAAAAAAAUAGGGCCGUCACAAUAUCAUGGGUAGGCUAAGAUACAUUGAAGAGUAAUUUGCAUUUAAAUAAGUGCGCACUGUGUCUGUGUUUGGGUUAGUGUUAUGACAACAAACGUUUAAUCUUUCAAGUCAGCUUGCCAGCAAGCCCCAGUCAUUCCUACCGAUAGUGAAUAUAUAAGCAUGUAUUUUAUAGUUUACUUGGAAGUUAGAGAGAAGAAGGAAGACUAAGAAUCAAAGUAAAUUUGAAGUAAAUUUGAGGUAAAUUUGAUGUAUGUAAGUGAGACAGAGAAAAGAAGAGGUGCUAAUUGCGUAUGAAUUCGGGCCGGCUCUUAAUGAUCUGUGAGAUCUGAUAUUCAACUGCCGUUCAAGACGGAAUGAGUAUUAUGUCAAAUUUUCCAGCAUAGGUACGACUAUUCCAAUUUUUUAAGUCCCUGACUUAUCUUAACAUAUCUAUUUGACAAAGGCGAUUUUUCAUAGAAGACGAAAUAAACUUGCCUACAUAGGGUUCUGACCAACCGAAAGUAUUCAUGGUUGUGAAGCCAUGGCCUCAAGGAAUUGGGUUGCUAUUUGACUGGGAGACUGACAUAAGACUCUGGGUUAGCUGUCAACUUUAAAGCGCUAAGAAAGCAAUCUAGAAAAUGGAAAUUUGAAUUUAAGCAUCAAACAUCAAUCAAACUAAAAAUAAUUGGCCAUAACAGUUCUUCUCCCUCUUUGCGUCAUAGGAGAGCAAGACAGGGUUUUAUUAUCGCAUAAUACAUCAAAAGUUAAAUUGUUGUUUUUAUAAGCCUAAAUAUUGCGAACAUAUGCUUUGUCAUAGGGACUUUAAAUAUCUUUUUAAUGCCCAAUAAUUUUAUCUACACGCUUGAAGAUUGAAAACUAGAUACGUCAUAUCAGCGAUAUUCCACAUAAGCUUAGUGGAAAUUUGCUUUUAGCUUUUAAGUUUCCAUAUCAUCAAUAUAUCCUUUGAGCCAGGCGAUCAGAAGAAUAAGUUAACGAGUGUUUUGAGGCGCAACAUAAAUUAUUAACAUCCUUCCAGAGAGCCCAUCAACAACGCAAUAUUUUGUUUUUUGAAACAUCAAUGAGUGGAACAAUCUAGACAAUAACCUUAAUUUUGAUGUUAACAAAACAUGGUCAUAUACCUCGGGCGCCACCUGAGUAAUCUAUUCAAAAUGUUUGAUGUUAAUUAGUUCUGCUGCGAGGGAAUUAACAUUGUUUGUUGAAGCAAAACUUUGUAACACAUCUAAUAAGUCCCUUCACCUGAUAAGCAGUUUUAGCCAAAACUUCAAUUAAAAAUUUAACAUUCAAAUUUGCAGUUUUGCAACCAACAAAUUAAGAAAAAUUAAAAUGCGGAUAAGCAUCUCAUACCGCUGAACUCUGCUCUGGGAACAACCCCAUCAAUAGGACCACUAUUUGGUGCUUCGAACGUGAUACAGGUCCUUUUACGGUUUUUUCUACAACUUCGUUCUAUUGGUAAUCUAGCCAUAUCGACCAAUGAUGAGAAAAACGCUCAUUUUUUCAAAUUUAAAACUCUUUUUUAUCUAGUUGUCUCCAAGCUGGUCAGUCAAGUAAUGACUCUGUAACUCAGCGAACGACUGACUUCGCGUGCAAACAACAACUGUUAAGUGAAAUUGUACCGUAACUGUCAUAAUGAUUUUUUUCAUGUCAGAGCUUUGAAUCUUUUAUUAUCAAUAAAUAACAGGAUUUCGUUCAGUAAGGAGCCACAUUUUCAUGCCUCAUUUUCAUUCUCUAUGUCUUUUUUAACUUAACCUUUGUUCUUAAUGUAUUUCAUAUUGUGUGAACAAAUUGAUAAUUUUGGACUCGAUAACUAAACAAAGUAGAAAUCUCAUGUUCGCAUGACAGUAAAAAUCGGAAAAAAUUAUCUUAUCCUCUGAUUUAGUUUACUCUAUCAUGUGCAACCUCGGGAAAAAGUUUAUCUUCUUAAAACCAGCGAGUUUGCUCAACCUUGCAGAGAAAAGAGUUCAAGAAUAAAAAUUAACCUGCUAGUAUCGUGCGCUAAAGCUUGCUGGCUCUCUGAAGACGUCGCUGGCAUCCUACCGUCUGUUUGCACUGUUAGAUGUGUUGAAUAAUGAACGAGAUAUGGAAUUUUUAGUGCGCUCCCACACUUAACAAUGCGUGGUUUGUAUAUGUAUUCUUCGUGGAAAGACAACCCGUUGUGUUUCAAUUUGAUUCGGCAGUUAAAAUUUUUCUCAAGAACUUUCUGUUUUCUCUUGCUAGCCCAGAGACUUCUUGCAGAGAAUUAAUAACAAGUGAGGUUUCAAAAGGAAAACUCACCAGCUGUUAGUCAUAUGUUUCCGGUCAUUAGAUUUUACUUAACUUUUGCGCCUUUGAAUUUAAAUUACAUAGUAUUUGGUGACUGAGAUGAAACCGCUACGGGGAGAUAUUUCGAAUCUUUAGUUACAACGUGUAAGGGCAACGGUCUUUGCUUUGAGGCGGGAAUAGGAAAAGGAGCUACUAUUGCAUGAUUGAUGAAGAAUGCAUUCCCUUUUUCUGUCAACGUUAGCUGACAAACCCCCUAAAUAAGGCUUUGCCCUGAUACUUGUUUAAAUUAUUUUGUAAAAGGAGACAUGAAAAGUAUUUCUUACCGCUUUCCUGUACUCAAUUCCACUCUCCUCUGACUUAAUCAAGUCUUCAGCUGUAUGAAAUACCAGGAGCUUUAUCUUCAAUAGAAAAUCACCAAACCAAACGUCCUUUAUAGAAAAUUGUGCUUGAAAGGACUUAAGUAAAAGCACUUUGCAUUUUCUUAACAAGAAAAGGAAAAAAAUUGAUGAUAAUCUCAAGUCUUUUUCGUUUUUCUUAAUCUUUUUUUUUGUUUGUUUGUUUUAGGAAAAUGACUGCACCCCUCACUAAAGGCGUCAUAGCAACUUACGUUGUGAUUAUUUUUUGGCAAGUACGUGUGUCAUUCUCUUCAGGCGCGCAAUGCCAAAACGUUACCUACUCCUCUCAAAAUCGCGUCUUGACAAAUCACGCGUUCGCCACCGAACCAUUCGCAACCAUCAAAUCUUGCGUGAUAUUCUGCAAAGAGAGGCCCAAAUGUAAAAGCAUAAACUAUUACCAAACAACAGAGACUUGUGAGAUGAAUACCAUGAACGCAGAGUUGUCCCCAGAGAAUAUGAUGGACUUUAAAACAGCCGUCUACAUGACGAUUGCCCCUUGUUACUAUGACAAGGAAUGUAGAAGUCAAGAGGAGAUAUGUCUGGUCCAAGAGGGCGGACGCAAAUGUAAAGGUAACGUUCAUAUUUUCAUCUACCUUUGCCGACUUUAUUCGAAAAAUCUGCUCGGAGGCUCUUAUAGCUAAGGCAAUAACUAUAUUUGUAUCAGAAUGGAUAACAACAGUCUUGAAAUAGCAGGACACGGCCAUUCAUUCACUCUUUCACAAAGGCUUACUCAGAGAAUUAUGAAAAAAGUUCCAGGAUCAUAGACGAAGCAGGUCCAUUAGUCGCUGAUAUUGUUGAUGCUGUUUUGUUGCUAAUGUUAGUUGAUUGAAUGAUUCUGCAAACAUGACUGCUAAAUAUAUUAAAAAAUAAAGAAAGUUUUACGACAAACGGUAAACGUAAAAUCUAAAGGAAAGACGAAAAGAUGUGUGAUUAUAAGGACUACACCUCCCUGUGGAAUGCUUAAAAUUGUUGAAUCGAGACAAUGCUGAAGGAAAUUAUAUUUUGGAAGAAGGUUUAUCUCAACCUGCAAUUAGGCCCAGGUUGUGCUAGAGCUUUUUUUUUUGUUGUUGUUUUUUUUUUAAUGAAAAAUCUGUCUAUAAGAAGUGUAAAGUAAGUGCGACUCCCAGUUUGAAAAAAAUUUCAAAUUUUUGAAAAUCGCCAUAUCUUCGCCAAUUUUCAAGGACCUGAUGUCCUGCCUCAGAUCGAGGCUGCCAAGUUUUGGCAAAACAAACAUUCCUGCUUUUUAACCAUUUAGCUGUCAUGAUAUGCAAGAUAUGUCGGGAUGAAAUUUCAUCAGGAAAAAAAAAUUCAGGCACGCUAGUCUAGUUUUAGCGUCGGACGGCAGGGUCUGCCCCUUUUUCUUUUGAGAGAAACUAACUUAAGCGCCGCUUUUAUUCAAAUGUCUGUGACUCGUACCCUAGCUACGUUUGUACUUGUAACAAUUUGAAAAACUAUGGCUUCUACGAGAAAUUGUCCUUCCGUUGAAAGUAGUGAAGCCAGUACAAGUAGAAGUAGUGCAAGUGUCAACCAAAACGCAAAAGACAAGUAGGAAAAAAGGAUCGUUCCUCGGUAGCAAUUCGCGUGGGAUAUUUUUUCUAUCUCUUUUUAGGAGAUGCAUUUAUGACUGACGUAUGAGUCAAUUGGUAAAGGUUUGAUCAAAGGAUAUUAGCUUGAUGCAACCGCCGCCAGAAUUUGGAAAGUGCGAAAAUUUUGCCACAUUUUUGUUUGCCGAAAAUUGGAAAAUAUUUGAAUUCGCUCUAAUGCAAACCGGCCCCUAUUUUUAUCUGCUGUUUCGUUUUUUCCGUGUAUUCUUGGCAAGACCUAUUGAUAUAGUUACAGCAGUAAUGGAGAAAGGAAAGGUAUAAGAGACGAAACUGGUUCUUUGCUACAUUUUGGGUACUUCUCGAUGUAGCUGUAAUCACAUGACUCCUUUUUCUCGGUGGUAAAGGGGGUGGGUCGAGGGAAAAAUUAGAAUGAAAUGUUUGCCGCUUUUUCAGCUUAAGAUGACAAGGACCUGCUCUAUCAACCGAAUGACUUAAUUUUGUGGUUAUGAUAAUCGUAUUAUCAGAUAAUAAGAACUUGCUAUUCUUUUAAAAGCAUGCGUGAAUGAGGCCUUAGGUCUUGAAGAUGGAAGGAUUCCAGACUCAGCUUUUAGUGCUUCAUCUGUCGAGAGACCGGAUACUGUACCCGAACGCCUUCGCCUGAACUCUGCCACGGCUUGGAGUGCAAGCACUAGUGACAAAGAGCCGUGGGUUCAAGUUGACCUCGGAAAGGACGUGGUGAUCAGAAAAAUCGCUACCCAAGGGAAACGUGGUGCCGGUCAGCACACGAAGACUUACAUGCUUUCAUCGCGCGCUGACGGAGAAACUGACUGGGUUAUGUACAACGAGGACAACGUUGAAAAGGUUAGUCAGGUGUUAGCAUUGAAUUUCAUUUUUAAGAUGAAGAAACUUCCAUAUUCUGGACCCGAAAAGGUUCAUGAAAUAUAUUAUGCAAUUUUUGUGUUAAUACAGAAGCGCUUUUGAACGAACAUAAAUCCUUCCAUAUCGAUAUUCUUUGAAGUAUACAACCGAAGAUUAAAUCUAAGAAUCAAUCCGAAGAUCCACGGCCUAAUAAUUUAGCUAAUGCACCAACUUUGCUUAUUUUUCUAGGUAUUUCAAGGUAAUAAUGAGGAUCGAGACACGGUGGUUUUCAAUGUGUUGUCACAGCACAUCAGGGCUCGCUUUGUAAGGUUUUGGCCGAAGACUACGAAAAAUCACUACAAAACAAUGAGGGUAGAGCUUUACGGUUGUUUCCUUCAGUAA
Molecule: messenger RNA, 10550 nt
Organism: Pocillopora meandrina
Lineage: Eukaryota; Metazoa; Cnidaria; Anthozoa; Scleractinia; Pocilloporidae
Source: the annotation of a GenBank genome assembly